AAUUCGUAAGACUGUCAGUAAUGUUAGGUGCACAACAAACCGACAAGAAUCUCUGUAUCAGGGACGAACGCUUUGGUAAUGUGCCUGUGAGAAUAUAUGAACCAAAACAUCCCUACGCUGAGCCAAGAAGAUGCAUGAUCUACAUACAUGGAGGUGUUGCUAUGAUUGGAACCAUUAGAGCUUAUGCAACUGUAUGCCGUAGACUGGCCCUAAGAAGUGGGACGAUGGUUGUGAACAUCGGGUUUCGUUUAGGUCCAGAGCACGCAUAUCCUGCACAGCUUGAAGAUUGCUUGUCAGCUGUAGAACAUUUUCUAAAAGAAGCAAGGAAUUAUGGAGUGGACCCCAACCGCAUUAUCCUUGCAGGAGAUAGUAGUGGAGCAACACUUGUUUCUUUGGUUUCUCAGAAUCUGUUAUCUAGGAAAGAUAUCCCAAAAAUUCAAGCACAGUUGCUGAUUUAUCCAUUCCUCCAGUCGGUAGAUGUUACGUUGCCUUCAUAUCAGCAAAACUGCUUUGCCCCCAUCUUGUUUAAGGAACGAGCUAUCAAACUUGCUCUAAGAUUCAUGACAGAGGAGAUGGUAGAUUUUAAAGGAGUGAUGAAGAAUGCCCACGUUCCUGAUGAUAUGUCAGUGAAAUACAGAAAAUGGAUUAGUGCUGAUCAUAUUCCAGAUGAGUUUAAGAAAAGAGGCUAUGUGCCAAAAGUGCCUGCUCCAUUUUCAGAAAAGCUUUACAAAGUAACUGGAUUAUCUUUUCAGCCAACAUUUUGUCCACUUUUAGCUGAAGAUGACAUUGUACGACAACUCCCUGAGACUUUCCUUUUGACUUGUGAAUAUGACGUACUUCGAGACGAUGGACUAUUGUAUAAGAAACGGCUAGAGGAUAACGGUGUGCCGGUGACUUGGCUUCACCUAAAGAAAGGAUUCCAUGGAAUUCUGUUGGAAAAUGAUUGGAUGUUCUUUAAGUUCCAAGAGGCAGAACAUGCAAUGAAACACAUAGUGGACUUCAUACAAAGGUUCUAAAAUGAAACUGCCUUCAGCCGGAAACAUCUGUGCCCCGUUACUGUGUGGAAUCACAUUUGAGUUGCUUUCUUUCAAAGAUUUGUCUCAAAUCAGGAUAAUUACAAUCUAGAUAGUGUCCAAUAGCUGUUUGCCUGCCUGUAGCAGUAGAAAAGAGUGAGCUGUGACUUAUGAAAGUUCAUACCCUACCACUAUUUUUUUUAGUCUUAUAGGAGCUACUAGACUUUUUUUCUUUUCUACUGCCCAGUAUACAGUGAUGAUUGGGGUGGGGGAGGGGGAGUAGGAAUACCAUCUGGUUUCAAAUACUUUCAGACUCCAACUGUUUGGUCACUAUUCAUUAAAUAUUACAUUUACUUGCUUACUUACAUCCUUCCUUUCUUACUUCAUGGAUACCUUGCCUUUCUUCCUAAUGGGGACCCAAAGUGGCUUGUUUCAGUCUCUUCUCCAUUUUCUCAUUUCUUGAUUUGUACCUCACCUUCCAGCUCCAAAUACUCCUACCGUACUGUUUAAAUUCCAAGAACAGUAUGUAACCAUAGUUCAAAGCAACCAAAAUAGUAAAAAGCAAAAUUAAAUCCAAUUUCAGAUCAGUAAUCUCAAAGUUCAUAAUGACAGCUUUUGUUAGAUGCUUCCUCCCCCUGCAAAAAACAACAACAAAAAAGAGCAGUAAAACUAAUA
Eublepharis macularius is the source of this 1688-nucleotide messenger RNA. RefSeq names its product arylacetamide deacetylase-like 3. The record is from RefSeq and is a predicted model, not a curated record. The transcript has 3 exons. Gene Ontology annotation, molecular function: hydrolase activity. Bases 21 to 1016 code for a protein of 331 amino acids. Lineage: Eukaryota; Metazoa; Chordata; Lepidosauria; Squamata; Eublepharidae.